Messenger RNA from Trypanosoma rangeli, 492 nucleotides. RefSeq lists its product as uncharacterized. Lineage: Eukaryota; Euglenozoa; Kinetoplastea; Trypanosomatida; Trypanosomatidae. Bases 1 to 492 code for a protein of 163 amino acids. The transcript has a single exon. The record is from RefSeq and is a predicted model, not a curated record.
AUGACAUACUCUGGAGUAACACAAGCCUCUUUAGGCCAGUAUGUUUCACCGACGCUGCGACCCACAAACCCAUGGGCUCAACAAAUAUUCACCGGCACUUUUAGACCACCAAAUCCACUAGCGUACUGUUUGCCUCACGAAAAGGGUGAACAGGCAGUGACUGAGGAAAGUGUUUUUCGUUUCUCAUCUUUUUCGAGUGGUCAUUGUUCCAUGCUCGCGGAUCAAACUCAGUCCCACGCCUAUUAUGGUGAGGACUCCAGCUACACUAUGGAAAGAAUCAUGAGCAUGGUUGUAAGUGCAGUGGGACAAGAACGAGACAAAUUUGCUGCACUGCAAGAAGGUAAUCAUGUUUUAGAGCAGGAGUUGAAACAGGUUCAAAUGCGUCGAGAGGAGGCACAGCGUACAUUGCGUGAGUUUGGGCAUCUUUCACUGUCUCUCGCUGCUUUUCAUCAAGAACAAUUGCAGCUGCUUCAAGAAUUACAACAACAAUGA